CCCCAGUCGUCAAGUGCUGCUCUUGGGGGGCGAGGUUGAGAGGGAGGGUGACGCCAAGAAGGGAGAGAAAUACAUGCAUCAAUAGGUUAGGCAACAUAUUUCUCCUCCUGCAAUCCCGUUAUAACGUUGCCUACUCAGUCAAUACGAAGGAAAUAGUGUGAAUUUAAAGAGCCAGGAGAUCUGAUGAAGAUGAAGACAGUCAGUGUGGUGGUGCUGAGCUUGCUGCUCUGCUCAGCUCUGUCGGCCCCUUUGAAAGGUAAAGAAGACUCCCAGAAGACCAUGUUCUUUGGGGAGGACUUCCAUCUGCAGCUGCCCUCCCUGGCUGCAGAGGUUUUGUUCCAGCCCAGUAAUGCCAAGGCGGGGGUUGAGGUGGUCCUGAUGCGGGGUGGGUCCGUGGUCGGUAACCGUGCCAAGCUCAACAGUCAGCUCAGUCACCUGAUCUUAGCGAACGUGGGCGAGGGGGACGAGGGGACGUACUCGGUGAAGAACAACGAACAGCCGGAAGAGGUCCGACGCAUCACACUCAUCGUCAGAGACUGUUCCAACGAGCAGAACGUUAAGUAUGGGGAGAACUACCACAUCCAGCUGGUGGGGGUGGAGGCUCCCAUCACCCUGGAGUAUAGGCCCAGUGCUGUGGAGGCCAACCUGACCUCCAGGCCGCCCCUGGUGCUGAUGACCCGAGGAGGGCUCUCCAGAGACGGGUACCAGGGGCGCCUGAGCGUCAACGAGUACCGGAUCACUCUCAACGCCGUGACAGGCGCCGAUGAGGGAAGCUACACCGUCAGAGACACGAACCUGAAGAUCAUGAGGAAGGUCUGCCUAAAUGUCAAAGAACACCAGAACUUUGUGAAGCUGCCGUACGCUGGCACCCUGAAGAUCAACCUGAUUCUGAAUGCCUCCAUGGUGCGUCUGUUCUACACGCCUGACUACGACUUAAAAACCAGACAGAUCCUGGACGGGGGACAGUUAACGGUGCCAGCAGACCUGGAUCUGGUGGGGCGGAUCUCUCUGGAACCGUCUGUGGUCAUCCUGGACCAGGUCAAGGCCAGCGACGUCGGACAGUUCAAGGUCACGGACAUACUGGGGUUUCCUGUGUCCAACGUCUACCUGGAAGUGGAGGCCUACAAGCUGCCGUCCCUCUACGUGGCAAUCAUAGCACUGGUGGGCUUCCUGGUCCUCCUGCUGUUGGUGUGUCUGCUGUCCUGCCUGGUCAAGCAGAAGAAGAGGGCUGCCAAGGCCCGAGCCAUCGAGAAGAUUGCCCAAAACGCAGGCAAGGAGGACGAGGGAGAUGCCUUCAGACAGGUGGUGAAGAACAUUACUCAGUUUGAGGAGUCUAUAGCCCAGUCCAUCGACAUCACAGAGAAGUCUCAGAGCACUGAGGUGGACAUUAAAGGUCUGGAGGUGUCAUCCAAGGAGGUGGCAUGUGGUAAUCUGGAGACCAGUGACUCAGGGGUGGAGUUUAACACCACUGGCCUCCCAUUGGACACUGACACUGACGUCCCCGACCAGAUUCCAGAAUCAGAGGCUGAGACUGAGAGUGUUGCCUUCGUCCCAGAAACCAAGCCAAGCCCACCCCCGGUUACCAAACCUAGCCCGGUUCCCAAAAUCAACAAAAUCCCUGAACCAGCUCCUGAACCAAAGUUGACCAUAACCAAACCCGUUGAGACCAAACUCAGCCCAAUCCCAAGCCCGGUCUCCAAGCAGGCUCCAAGCCCCAUUGCCAAAACACCUGAACCAGCCAAAACUCCUGAACCGAAAAUACCUGAAUUGAAAACACCUGAACCAACCAAAACUCCUGAUUUGAAAACUCCUGAUCCGAAAACACCUGAAUUGAAAACACCUGAACCAGCCAAAACACCUAUUGCUGUGUCUCCAAGCCCGGUGUCCCCUAAGCCAACCCCACCCCUGACCCCUGUCUCCAAACCAACUGCACCCCAACCAUCAAGCCCCGAACUCGCCAAGCUGGUGACACCAGCCCCCGAACUCCCCAAGCCGGUGACACCAACCCCGGAAUCCCAAAAGCCUGUGACACCAAUCCAGACUCCGACCCCAACCCCAAUGCUGAGCCCUGAACCUGCUCCGACCACCAAUGGCACACCCGAACCACCAGCACCUGAAUCCAAACCUAACACUGCUCUGGCCCCAGUGGGUCUGAUCGAAAGUCCUGUCGCCAAGGCAACCCCGCCUAAAACCCCUGAGGUGGAGGUGACCGCCCCAAGUAGUCCAGCCCUUGAGGCCAAAAUGGACGCCACAGCUGAGAAAAACAACGCCACCACCGCAACCUGAGAACAGUCCCUGCACUCCUCCAAGGGAAACCCCACAGAUCCAUUAUCCUAUUCUCCUCCACCACUGUAGACAGACAAUCGAACACCCCCCUUACCAAAUAAGGAAGAAAUCACUGCUACUAUCGAGGCUGGGACUUAGAUUUAACACUUCUAAUGCUCAAACAUGCUGUAGUUUGUUAUGAUAGCUAACUCACCUGUACCUAACACUAACAUUAUCUUUGAGAUACUUUUUUCAAUUCACAGAUACUUUUCACAAGAUAGGAAAUAUAAGCAAGCGAGUCCAUUUUGUCAGACGUUUUAGCUGUUGUUGUUUUUUUUUUACAUUUCUAUGCUGCAUACUCUUUUUUAGUGUGUAAACUAGAGUAUGACUGCCGGUCUGCCAACAAAAUCAGUUGCAGAGUUUACAAGUAAAAUGUUAAACCUAGCUACUUUAGAUAUGUUUUAUUUUCAGGUGUGCAGAAUGGUUCCACACCCUUUUACAAAGAUAUAGGAACUUUAGAAUGGCAAGUGAACAUGACUCAAUCUAAUUCAACUACAUCUAUGACCACUUACUCCUUUUUUGGAAUGAUAAAACCUUUGAUGAUGCCUGCUCUAAUCUCAGCAUGAAAAAACAGACCAAAACGAAAGCACGAACAGCUCGUAAAUUUGCAACGGACCUUUUUUAAAUCUCAUAUGAUGAAACCAAUGACAUGAUUUAGCCCCCCCAAGGACUUAUAAAAGUGACUAUGACAUAACGUUCUCGUCAAACUGGAUGAAUUUAAAUCACCUUUCUAUCAAACUGGACUGGAUUCCUUCUCCUUGUGACAUUCUCUAUACGUUUUCCUGAAACCUGGGAAUCCGGGAAUCUGGAAUUUUCCUGCUGGUCCUCUGCCGUCCUAUAGAAACAUCUAGAAAGCUUGAAUGGUGAAACAUCCUGAUACAAAGGAGCAUGGCAUUAUCCCAGCAACACUAAUACCUGAAUGCUGAACUCUAACAUCAAUACCUUCUGCUAAACUAAGUCUAACUUUUGUUUAAAAUUGAUGUUUCAUGUGAUUGUGCUUCCAACUACUUGAGAGGCUGUAUUGGUUAUAAGGUGUUGGCCAACUCUGACUGUCCCAGUGGAUUUCUAGAAUCAGAUUAAUCGAAGAGAAAGAGCUUGUUUUGAUCCUUGACCUCACCCCAGGACCUGAAGACCCCAACGACACACCUCAGCACUUUAAGCAAUCCCCAGUGAAUCUUGGGAAAUGUAGUGCUGAUUGUUAUUCUGCUGACUACAACUAUGAGAGUGGGAGAGGGAUAAGAGGAGGGGUCUGGUGAGUGAUGUCAUUGGCUUAGUCCUAACAUUUAAAAAAGGAAUCCUCCCUCCUCUAUGUUCACUUCUGUCCUUCCUUCUGUCCUUCCUUCUGUCCUUCCUUCCUUCUGUACUCCCUCUUUUCCUUCCUCUCUUGCUUGCAGCAGGUGGUGAAGUACAUUAUUAUGGCAUGGUUUCAUCUGGCCGAUAGAUGUAGUUUUACUGUUGGUCCUGCCCUCUUGACUUCUCAUUUAUAGCUUAUGGGUCAGCCUUUAUACCCCAUGAUGACUUAUAAAAGUACAGUAUGAAAGUAUAGUCUUCCCUGAGAUAAUAGAACAGACCCAUGUCAGACUAUUCCUUGCCUACACACAAUCUACAUGCAUUACAGUCAUCUAUGAACUACAUACUGGAGGCCAAAUGUAGAUGUGUUCCACGGCUCUGAUGCCUAGUAUGGUGAUCUCACAGUACAGUAUACAUGUAGUUCUGGUUGUUUGCUCCAGCCUAAAACAGACACUUCACAAAUAGGGUUAACCCACUAGCAUCCAUCCACAGCACUGGAUAUGAUGUCAAGGCAUUGGUUGAUGUGUUCUAAUAGCCUACCCUAUUGCCAUUGGUCUCUCUGACUGCCCUAAAAAGGUCCUGCGAGAACUUCACCAACUAUUAACUCACUGUACCACCAUCUCCAGGACUGUGCCAUGACACCAUCUGUCUUUAGUUGCUUGAAGCUAUGUUGCUCUAGCCUAGAUUUACAGUGCAAUAAGACUUUGCUGGUGGUUAAAACUCCUGUAGCCGCUAUGUGUUACAGGAGGAGGUGUGCAGAUACAUUUUGCUUAACAAAAGACAUCUCUACCUCAGUGUUUUAACUGACCGUCGUGACAGACACCAUGAAUGGUACAUUGAGUUCAGUGGACUACAUCUAAAAGCAUUUAGGAUUUUUAAGAGAAGCACAAAUAGGAGCUGUGUUAAAUUAACCAACCCAUCAAUCAGUUGUUGGAACACAUAGAAAGUACAUCCAUCUUCAACUUCAAACGAUGGCCUUUCUCUUUCUAAACACUUCCACAAUUCUAAGACGUUUUUUAAUGCUAAAAUGAAUAUGAGAAUAAAAUGAAAGUUAAAAGCCAUAUGGUAAGAUAGUGAUAUAGAUGUUAUGAUUAGUACAGUAUAUGAAUCAUGAUGAAUACAGUAUGAAUACUUUAGUGUUUGAGGUGCCUAAAUUCUUUGCUAUAUUGUCAAUCAACUGAUGUAAGUGAUAAAAGGUCAAUGAUUAUGUAAAAUUAUACCACUGAAGAGAUUUGGCCCCAAUCUCGAUCACGAUCUCAAUCUCGAUCUCAAUCUCGAUCUUGAUCGCAUUGCUCGUCAAGCUCUGUUGUGUGGAGCCGUAACACCCAUUUAGGCAAUACUAAAAGCAGUGUUUAGCUGUUUCUGCACACACACACACACACACACACAAACACUCCCUUAUGACGCUGCUGACGAGGUUCAGCAUUGUAAAUAUUGCAUGUGUAAGGUUUAAAAAGUCUCCUCUCAAAGGUUGAAUGUGUUUAGUGUAUAGAAUGGCCGUUGUAUUAUACUUGAUGAUAUAAAAAAGCUAAUCUAAUUUCUCACCUGUGCAAAGCCUACAUGCUGAUUAUAUAAUAUACUGUACACACACACACUAAUCUUCACUAACUUAUAAAAUACUAACUUGAACAACUGAAAAUGGUAAACACAACUGAAUAAGUGCAUAUUUUUCCGCAUCACAGAUCUUCGAAUAGAUCUCUAAAAUAUUUUGAUUGGAUUAACUUUUAUUAGUACUAUUUCAACCCUAUGAUGAUAACAUUCACAGUAUAACACCCUUACAUAACUUAUAUAUAUAUAUAUAUUUAAAAAAUACAGAAUGAUCUAUGUCACUUUAAAGAUAGACGUUUAUUGCAGCAUGUCCACAUGAUCUCCUCAAAGACAGUAUUAUUAUUAUUCAUAUUUUUCUGCUUUUAUAAAAGCCGUCUGUGUGUGUGUGUGUGGAGGAUUGAUCAGUCAUACUGUUAUCUUCAUCCUAAUGUGUGUGUGUGUGUGUGUGUUUGUGUGUGUGUGUGUGUGUGUGGAGGAUUGAUCAGUCAUAGUGUUAUCUUCAUCCUAACGUGUGUGUGUGUGUGUGUGUGUGUGUGUGUGUGUGUGUGUGUGUGUGUGUGUGUGUGUGUGUGUGUGUGUGUGUGUGGAGGAUUGAUCAGUCAUAAUGUUAUCUUCAUCCUAAUGUGUGUGCGUGUGUGUGCGUGUGUGAUCGUACCUGAGUGAGUGUGUUGUGCGUGCCCGUAUUGUGUGCAUGCGUGCGUAUGACACAUCAUUUUGUAUCUGUGUCUAGGUAUAAGCCUCUAGCCUAUGUGUGUGCAAUGAGAAAAUAAAAUCACAACUUCAGCUGUAUGUCGACGUCACAUAUCCAUGCUUAGAAAUGAUUGUCCUCAAUGAUCUGCUUAUCAUCUAACAUUUGUUUAGAAAACUAUCUGUGUUUGUCCAGACUCAGUAUGUGGUUAACAUCACACAAACCUGCACCUCUGAGGUGCUCUACACCAGAUGACUCUCAUCUUUGAUUUAGUGCCUCAAAUAUGAAAUCAAAUAUUCAAUGGCUAGUCAGCCUAUAUUCUAUAAAUACACUCCAAGAGGCACCGUUUGGUUUAUAUGAUGUAGGUCAGCGGUAAAGUACUAUGAGCAGACCUGACUACCUUAUAGGUCUACUGUACUGUAUAUAGAGACACAACACAGUCAGGAGAUACAGAAUAUUGUAGUCAGGACAGGAAGUGUUUAAUAUAAUGCACUUCGACACUCAGUCAUGAUUGGAAGAGUGAUAAAUUACCUAGUUGCUUGGUAUUUGGUUAUCAGGGUUUAUUUGAAUGUGCAUUAGCAUGAGAUGAAUAACAUAUUGAAGUGUAUUGUGUAA
This is a messenger RNA of Oncorhynchus mykiss (rainbow trout), 6466 nucleotides long. RefSeq lists its product as uncharacterized. The record is from RefSeq and is a predicted model, not a curated record. NCBI's taxonomy places the organism in Eukaryota, Metazoa, Chordata, Actinopteri, Salmoniformes, Salmonidae.